AUGAAACGCUAUUAUGUAAUUAUGAAACAUUAUUAUGUAAUUAUGAAACAUUGUUUUGUAAUUAUGAAAUAUUAUGUAAUGAUGAAACAUUAUUGUGUAAUUAUGAAACAUUAUUAUGUAAUUAUGAAACAUUAUGUAAUGAUGAAACAUUAUUUUGUAAUUAUGAAACAUUAUUGUGUAAUUAUGAAACAUUAUGUAAUGAUGAAACAUUAUUGUGUAAUUAUGAAACAUUAUGUAAUGAUGAAACAUUAUUUUGUAAUUAUGAAACAUUAUUAUGUAAUUAUGAAACAUUAUGUAAUGAUGAAACAUUAUUUUGUAAUUAUGAAACAUUAUUUUGUAAUUAUGAAACAUUAUAAUGUAAUUAUGAAACAUUAUAAUGUAAUUAUGAAACAUUAUGUAAUGAUGAAACAUUAUUUUGUAAUUAUGAAACAUUAUUUUGUAAUUAUGAAACAUUAUUUUGUAAUUAUGAAACAUUAUAAUGUAAUUAUGAAACAUUAUGUAAUGAUGAAACAUUAUUUUGUAAUUAUGAAACAUUAUUUUGUAAUAAUGAAACAUUAUUAUUUUGUAAUUAUGAAAAAUUUAUUUUGUUAUUAUGAAACAUUAUUUUGUAAUUAUGAAACAUUAUUUUGUUAUUAUGAAACAUUAUUAUGUAAUUAUGAAACAUUAUUUUGUUAUUAUGAAACAUUAUUAUGUAAUUAUGAAACAUUAUUUUGUUAUUAUGAAACAUUAUUUUGUUAUUAUGAAACAUUAUUAUGUAAUUGA
Messenger RNA from Lottia gigantea (owl limpet), 762 nucleotides. RefSeq lists its product as hypothetical. Lineage: Eukaryota; Metazoa; Mollusca; Gastropoda; Lottiidae. The transcript has a single exon. The coding region runs from base 1 to 762 and encodes 253 amino acids. The record is from RefSeq and is a predicted model, not a curated record.